Molecule: messenger RNA, 1342 nt
Organism: Vigna unguiculata (cowpea)
Lineage: Eukaryota; Viridiplantae; Streptophyta; Magnoliopsida; Fabales; Fabaceae
Product: FCS-Like Zinc finger 13-like
Source: RefSeq, a predicted model, not a curated record
UCCAUGAAUUAAAAAUCAAAACUUUCUCUUCUUCCUCUUAUAAACACACCAACCCACCACACCACUCUCACUUUCUCUCUAUUCCAACCCUCCCACUCUCAUCAUGUUGGGGAAGAGGCCCCGACCCAUGAUCGGAAAGUUGUCGGAGUUGUUGGUCUCAAGGGGCCGUGAAGUCACGCUUCCGGACGCCGCCACCGCCACCGCAACCGCCGGAAGUCCAAGAACUCCGUCAGGCACGGUGAUGCAGUCUCCAAGAGGCUUCAAGAACUACCACCUCGGUGGUGUUGGUCUUGGGAUUGUGGUGGCUCUCGAUAAACCAUCCACCGAGGUUUUGCCCAAACACGCGGUUUGCACCUCCAAUUUGAAAAUCCAAGAGGAGUUCGAUGUGGAGGAAUACACCUACGUCACACGCCAUGUACCUAACCAAACAUUCACCAAGGUAUACUACGAUGGGGGUGAAGGUGAAAUUCAGAGACAUGACUACUCUAACAAAACCAACAACAACAACAUCAUCAACAUCAACAACCACAACAACCUUGGUGUGUUCAGAAGAACCGCACCGCAACCUUUAUUUGAAUCUGAAUCAUCGUAUCCCACAUCGAAUUUUCUGAGUUCGUGCAACCUGUGCGGAAAGAAACUCCACGGCAAGGACAUAUACAUGUACAGAGGAGAGAAAGCGUUUUGUAGUCCAGAGUGUCGUUCGAGUCAGAUAAUGAUGGAUGAACGUAAAGAGAGGUGUGGAUCGGAAGCAUCGAGGUCCGUUGAAAUGUCAAGUUCGCCUUAUAAGGGAACAGAUAUUUUCAACUGGGAUUCUUGCACUUUAAGGUUUGGUGGUGGUGGUGACAAACCAGAAAUUGAUGAUGCCACCGCUCUAUCAUCACUCUAUGAAUAAGAAAUACUACGUACAUAAAAAUAAUAUAUAUACGAGUAUACUGUUAUUGACCAUGAUCUGGAAUUAAUAAUAUGAUUAUGAGAGUUAACUAGGACAGCUUGAUCUGAAACAAAAACAAAAGUUUUGAUCGGCUAAAGGGUAGAAAUUGUGAUGUAUUUUUGUCCUAUCAAGAACAAGGCGAAGGCGAGAGUUAUGGAAUUUUCAGAUCUCAGUUCCACAGAUUAAGUUUCUUUCUGUUUCUGAGUUCUGCCUCUAAGAUGAAAUAACUCAUCCUCUUUCUCAGAUUUCCCCUUCUUUCUCUUUUUUUUUUUUUUUUUUUUUUUUUUCUGUUGAAACAUUGAAUAAAGCUUCAAUUUUGUAACAUGGUGGAAUUAUAUGGGUACUUGUAUCGGACAAUCCAGAAUUUGGACCACCAAAUUAGAAAUUAAAAUAUUGAAAUUUUAAUUUGUA